Messenger RNA from Dentiscutata heterogama, 837 nucleotides. NCBI's taxonomy places the organism in Eukaryota, Fungi, Glomeromycota, Glomeromycetes, Diversisporales, Gigasporaceae. The record is from the annotation of a GenBank genome assembly.
AUGAAUGAAUUAUUAUCUAAAAAAUCACCCUUAUUAUCUGACAAACAACAGCCUUUAUCAUUAGAUAAAGAUCCAUUAUUAUUAGAUAAUGAACUUUCUUUGAAUGAGCCCUCUAUAGAUAGUAAACCUGUUUUAGAUGAAAAAUCUCUUUUAUUACUAGAAGGUUUAUCUAAUUCCACUCAAAAUACAAUCAGAAGAUUAAGUAAAACUGGUCCUUUAUUACCUUUAAGUGGCAAAAAAGAAAUAGCACAGUUACGGUCUCUCCAAAAAGAUCUUGCAAAAGAUAAAGAAAGAAAUGUUAAAAAUAAUGCUAAAGCACUUGAAAAGCUACUUCUAGAUGAUGAUGAUUUGCUAGAAAUCCAGGAGUUGGUUGAAUUGUUAGGUUCAUUUGCAUAUGUUACAACUAUAGUAGGUGGAGACCAUUGCUCUACUUUUUUAAUGAUAUUACCAUUAGUUAGAAUUUUGCAAAAACACUUAUAUCAAAAAGAAGAAACUCCUACACACCCAAUUAUUCGUGAUGUAUAUAACAAAAUUGAGCUAUCAUUUGGUGAAUGUUGGGAAGAACCCAGGCCAGAAGGAUAUGUUGCAGCUAUGUUGGAUCCAAGAUUUAAAGACUUAGGUUUUGAGCUAGCAAAAUUUGAAUCAACAAAAGAUGAAUUAAAAUGCAGGAUGAUGAAAUAUACAGAAAAUAAUAAUUAUUUUUUACCCAACAAUAAUUUACCUACUUCCCUAUUAAGCUCACUAUUCGAAGAAACUACACACCAGCUUUUUAGAUUUCACGUUAGUUAUGAGGCUGGUUCAGUCGAGGGUUCAUCCUUUAUAUCAGCCUUAAAUUAA